CUAUUCUAUUCACAUAUAUAAAUACCAUUCUUCAUUCAACAAACUCACAUCAAUAUUCAAAAUUUCAUUUAUCUUUAACAAUGGCUACCAAUGGUUUUGAAGACUUGUUACCAGUGAUGGCAAACAAGCUAGGUGGUGAAGGUUUAAUAAAGGAGCUAUGCAAUGGAUUUGAAUUGUUGAUGGACAAAGAAAAAGGUGUGAUAACAUUGGAUAGUUUGAGGCAAAACGCUGCUGUUUUGGGUUUACAAGAUUUGAAGGAAGAUGAACUUGUUGGUAUGAUGAAUGAAGGUGAUUUAGAUAGAGAUGGAGCACUUACUCAGAUGGAGUUUUGUGUUUUGAUGUUUAGGUUGAGUCCUGAAUUGAUGGAAGAGUCUUGGUUUUGGCUUGAGGAAGCUCUGCAACAUGAACUUGGUUCCUUGUAGUUUCCUAGGAACAAUAAUUUAUGAUGUUUUGUUCUUCUCUUUAUGUUGUUACAGUUUAUCUUAUUGAAUAUAUUGGAAAUAAUAAUUGACAUUUUUUGGGUAUACA
Molecule: messenger RNA, 528 nt
Organism: Medicago truncatula (barrel medic)
Lineage: Eukaryota; Viridiplantae; Streptophyta; Magnoliopsida; Fabales; Fabaceae
Product: calcium-binding protein PBP1
Exons: 1
Coding region: 81-422 (113 amino acids)
Molecular function (GO): calcium ion binding
Source: RefSeq, a predicted model, not a curated record